AUUGGAUGAAUAUUAUAACAUAAAAUGAACAACUCAACUUUUGAUAAAGAAUUAUUAUACUCUUCUUUUAUCAUUUCGUUGUCAUUACAGUCAUAUUUUCAUAUUGUUGAUCAGUUAGUCUCUUAUUGCCAUUGCUUUAAGUUUUUUGUGAACCUUUAACAAUACUGAGUUAGCUACUGAAGUGAAGUGAGACAUGGCUGAACUUGUGAUCGGUGCUUUUCUCUCUGCUUCUUUUGAUUUUUUGCUGGAAAAGAUAGCUUCUCCUUAUGUUGAGGAGUUCUUCUUCAAGGGAAAUCAAAGUAGUGUUUCUGAGAGGCUUUUCAAGUUGAAGUCAACGUUCAACUGUCUCGCUGCUGUUCGUUUCGAGGUGGAGAACAAGAAAAUCAAAAACCCUGCUGUGGAGGAGUGGCUGGACGAUCUUCUCGACGCUGUGGAUGAUGCAGAGGACUUCUUUGGCGAUGUUGAAUAUGAUGCUAUGAGACCUAAGAAAGCUGAGUCAAGCAGCAAAGUGAGAAGAAAGACAAGUAAGUUACUUUCUCGUUUCUCCCAACCCUUUAACUCAGCUGAUAGUAAAAGGAACACCAGUAUGGAAAAGAUUCUAAGGAGAUUGGAGUACUUAGCAAAUCAAAUUGGAAACAUGAACAUAGAAAAGAAUGUUGUUGAGGUGAAACCAUCAGAAAUGUUGUUUGUUAAAACUUCUCUGCCGGAUGAACCUGAAGUUUAUGGUAGAGAGAAUGACAAGGAUGCUUUAAUGAAGUCUUUGAUAUCAGAUGAUGUAGGCAGUGAUCAAAAGAUAUAUGAUGUCAUUCCCAUAGUGGGAAUGGGUGGGAUUGGAAAAACUACCCUUGCUCAAACCCUUUUCAACGAUGAAGAAGUGAUGAAGAUGUUUGAACUUAAGGUCUGGGUGUACGUUUCUGAUAAAUUUGAUGCCAUGGCUGUGACAAAAACCAUUCUUCAACAAGUAGCUCCGGAUGAUGCUCGUAAUGACAUGGAUUUGAAUUCGCUUCAAGUCAAUUUGGCAAAGAAGUUAAUGGGAAAAAAGUUUUUGAUUGUUCUAGACGAUGCUUGGGCGGAUGAUUAUGUUCAGUGGAAGGAAGUGAUGAAGCCUUUCAAUAAUGGGGUAAGAGGCAGCAAAAUAAUAGUGACAACAAGAAACAAAACAGUUGCGGAUAGCAUUGGAACUGUUGAUCCACAUUAUCUUAAAGAAUUAUCAAAAGAUGAGUGUUGGGAACUGUUUGCGAAACACGCCUCUCGUGGAAAUCUUGAUAUGUUUAUUGAGAAUCCAAGAUUGGAAAGUAUCGGCAAAGAAGUUGCUAAGAAAUGUAAUGGCUUGCCUUUAGCUGCUAAAGUUCUAGGAGGGCUCUUGAGAUCGACGUUGGAUGCUGAGAAGUGGGAACAAAUAGCAACGAGUAAUAUUUGGGAGAUGACUGAUAAAAGGAGCAAGGUUCUUCCUGCGGCCUUAGAAGUGAGCUACCACUAUCUUCCUGCACACUUGAAAAAGUGUUUUGCUUAUUGCUCAAUAUUCCCAAAAGGCUAUAGAUUUCAAAGACAGGAGUUGAGAAUAGGAGAAUGGAAGAAGUUGGUGAUGAGCAUUUUGAUGAACUAG
This is a messenger RNA of Humulus lupulus (European hop), 1606 nucleotides long. RefSeq names its product putative disease resistance RPP13-like protein 1. NCBI's taxonomy places the organism in Eukaryota, Viridiplantae, Streptophyta, Magnoliopsida, Rosales, Cannabaceae. The transcript has 2 exons. Gene Ontology annotation, biological process: defense response to other organism. The record is from RefSeq and is a predicted model, not a curated record. Gene Ontology annotation, molecular function: ADP binding. Bases 194 to 1606 code for a protein of 470 amino acids.